Anopheles funestus (African malaria mosquito) is the source of this 594-nucleotide messenger RNA. It is a transcript of the gene Lamtor2, whose product is annotated as ragulator complex protein LAMTOR2 homolog. Gene Ontology annotation, biological process: cellular response to amino acid stimulus; positive regulation of TOR signaling. Bases 149 to 526 code for a protein of 125 amino acids. Gene Ontology annotation, molecular function: molecular adaptor activity; guanyl-nucleotide exchange factor activity. The record is from RefSeq and is a predicted model, not a curated record. NCBI's taxonomy places the organism in Eukaryota, Metazoa, Arthropoda, Insecta, Diptera, Culicidae. The transcript is spliced from 2 exons. Gene Ontology annotation, cellular component: Ragulator complex.
AACAACACCCGGGGUGUUAAUCAUUUUUUCCACUCUUCCCCUUUCAUACGUUCAAAGUCGUUUCAUCGAUCGUGAUAGCAGAUCAAGUUUCUUGUGAUUUUUCCCAUUUUCUAUUCCUAUCGGAAAGCCUUAUCAUCUGUGUAGCACAAUGCUUCAGCCAAAAGUGUUAACAUCGGUUCUAAGCCAAGCCAAUACGGGAGGAGUAGAAAACACGAUAUUACUCACACACGAAGGAGCAUUAUUGGCAUUUUCCGGAUUUGGUGACCGCGAUGCAACGGUAACGGCGGCGAUAGCGAGCAAUAUAUGGUCGGUGUACGAAAAGAAUGGCCGAAACGCGUUUCGGGAAGAUCGACUUCAAUAUGUGUUUCUUCAGUGUGAGAAUGGUAAUGUCGUCAUCACGCAGGUUGCCAACCUGCUGCUCUGUCUGUACGCCCGGGACAACGUAGGACUUGGUAUACUGAAGGAGAAAGCACAAGCCCUUGCAACAUAUCUGGAGGGUCCACUAAAAGAGAUCGCCACAUCGUAGUGAACAGAAUGGACGAGAUAUUGUUAUUCAUAUUUAUUAGUGCUUAAUACAUUGGUUCAUUUAUUGGA